Messenger RNA from Erinaceus europaeus (western European hedgehog), 2509 nucleotides. RefSeq names its product potassium voltage-gated channel interacting protein 4 (gene KCNIP4). Gene Ontology annotation, cellular component: voltage-gated potassium channel complex. NCBI's taxonomy places the organism in Eukaryota, Metazoa, Chordata, Mammalia, Eulipotyphla, Erinaceidae. Gene Ontology annotation, molecular function: calcium ion binding; potassium channel regulator activity. Bases 427 to 1128 code for a protein of 233 amino acids. The transcript has 8 exons. Gene Ontology annotation, biological process: regulation of potassium ion transmembrane transport. The record is from RefSeq and is a predicted model, not a curated record.
CUUCAGCACUGGUAGCAGGACUGGGCUUUGCAAGGCAAGUUUCCUGGGAGCGUCCCCUCUCCCCACCGCCAAGGCUGCAAAGUCUCUACUUCUCCAACAGAUGUUGCCCUCGCAGCUCUGAAGUCAAAGUCCUUGCAAGUGUCGGCUCAGAGUCCCCCCCACUGGCCAGGCGAGCUGGGGUUGGGGGACACCCACCAGGCAAAUGCCAAUAUCAGCAGAAGAGACUGGACUUGAGCCCAGGUCUGUCCUCAGCCCGGGGUGCCGCUGUUUGGCUCCGGUGCAUCUGAAGGAGCUGCUCACUUUCCCCCUCUCAGCCAGUCUUGUCUUUGUUCCCAGCCAGAGAUUGCUUGGAUCCUCUAAUUAACUCCCUCAGCUCCGGCUCUGAAGGGGGCCAGAGGCUGGGAUGCAGCACUGCCAGCUUGAAGGAUGUUGACUCUGGAAUGGGAGUCGGAAGGACUGCAAACAGUGGGUAUUGUUGUGAUUAUAUGUGCAUCUCUGAAGCUGCUUCAUUUGCUGGGACUGAUUGAUUUUUCUGAAGACAGCGUUGAAGAUGAACUGGAGAUGGCUACUGUCAGGCAUCGGCCUGAAGCUCUGGAGCUUCUGGAAGCCCAGAGCAAAUUUACCAAGAAAGAGCUACAGAUUCUCUACAGAGGAUUCAAGAACGAAUGCCCCAGUGGUGUUGUUAAUGAAGAAACCUUCAAAGAGAUUUAUUCCCAGUUCUUUCCACAGGGAGACUCAACUACAUAUGCUCAUUUUCUGUUCAACGCGUUUGAUACCGACCACAAUGGAGCUGUGAGUUUUGAGGAUUUCAUCAAAGGUCUUUCCAUUUUGCUCCGGGGGACAGUACAAGAAAAACUCAACUGGGCGUUUAAUUUGUAUGACAUCAACAAAGAUGGCUACAUCACUAAAGAAGAAAUGCUGGAUAUAAUGAAAGCUAUAUAUGAUAUGAUGGGUAAAUGCACAUACCCUGUGCUGAAAGAAGAUGCUCCCAGACAACACGUGGAAACGUUUUUCCAGAAAAUGGAUAAAAAUAAAGAUGGAGUCGUUACCAUCGAUGAGUUCAUUGAAAGCUGCCAAAAGGAUGAAAACAUAAUGCGUUCCAUGCAGCUUUUUGAAAAUGUGAUUUAACUUGUCAAGUAGGUCCUCAACCCAACAGACAAAUGUGAACUAUUCGACCACACUUACAGCAUAGACUGCUCCGCUUGACUCUUGAGGCAUAGUAUGCAAACAAGCUUGGAAGACUUACAUUUUCCAGUGAAUAAAUCUGCAUCCUUUCCAUAAAGCCACUGACUUGGUGGGAUGUUCUAAGUCAUUUCAUACCCUGAGAAUAUUCAAAAUUAAUAGAAUCUGGCAUAUAGUUCGAUUGGUUCUGUAGUCGUGGGAUUAUUGAGGCUUUCACAUUAUUGGUGACUUUAACAAAUAUCAGUGUGUUUUGCUGCUCAUUUGUAAGUACUCAACCUCAUGAUGUUAAGUGGUCUCCUAACAUACUGGCACCUGCAUUUAAUUCCCAGAAAUUAGUUUUCAUGUUUGUGAGCUCUAGUUCCAUUUACAUGCUUUAAGUCAAAGAGAUUACUACAACAACAACAACAACAACAAAAAAAAGAGACAGAGAGAGAGAGCCCCAGUAUCAAUGAACUUGCUGCUUCCUAUUAAGAACACUUAGCUGACAUUUCUUUAUACAGUCAAAACAAUUCAAUCUCCCACCUAUGGUGACUUCUGUAAUAAGCACGUCUAGUUUUCCAUUACACAGUACAGCCAAGGCUUACACGAUACACAAAUUGUGGCCCCGCUCAAACCUGCAGCCCUGGGUGGAAAUCUAAGGUGGUGAGAAGGAAAGGAAGGACGUUUCUAGGCAUGUGAGCAGGGUCACGAUGUCUGCCCUUCCGUGUGGAGUAAUAGCUAGUCACCAUUCUCAGUAUCAUUAACGACCUAGCCCAUACCGUUCCCUGCCUUCCUCACGGCAUAUUCAUGUCACAUCACACAAGGACAAAGAGACCUGGACCACCUCCUAGCCUCUGGGAACAGUCAGCAAACCAAAUCCACGUUGAAAGCACCAGUGAUUCCAUUAAACCAAGAACUACACGACCAAACUUUGGUAGAAGGUAACUAUAAAUGCUAAACAACUCACCUGGAUUUUAUUAUGAUUUGGCUCUUCAUAAAAUUCCCACAAUUAAGAUUCCUUUUCAUGCUCUUAAGCAAACAUUGGAAGAAAAAAAAAAAAAAAGACUGAAGAUAACACAGUCUACCCUGUUUUGCAGAAAUAUGAGGAAGACCAAUAGGCUAUGUUAUAGGAGGAAAUUUGCAACGGUUUUUGCAACAACAAAAAAUCAGGUAUCUAUUCUGGUGUAGAGAUAGGAUGUUGAAAGCUGCCCUGCUAUCACCAGUGUAGAAAUUAAGAGUAGUACAAUACAUGUACACUGAAAUUUGCCAUCGCGUGUUUGUGUAAACUCAAUGUGCACAUUUUGUAUUUCAAAUAAUAUUAAAAGCAAAUAAAAUGUUUAUAACUCUA